This is a messenger RNA of Hevea brasiliensis (rubber tree), 1098 nucleotides long. RefSeq names its product protein EMSY-LIKE 3-like. The record is from RefSeq and is a predicted model, not a curated record. Lineage: Eukaryota; Viridiplantae; Streptophyta; Magnoliopsida; Malpighiales; Euphorbiaceae. The coding region runs from base 452 to 814 and encodes 120 amino acids. The transcript is spliced from 4 exons. Gene Ontology annotation, biological process: defense response to fungus.
GUCGUUCCCAUCAAUCCUUCACAUAUGAAAAUAAUGUCCAAGACUGAGUUCAGAAUAAAACUGUCAAGAAAUUUAGAGAUGCAUUCAGAGCUAUAGUAGAUCCUUGCAUUUGAAAAGCAUGAAUAGCAGCCCAUAUGUCAUUUGACUAUCAUAUGCCUUUGAUAUGCUGAUGUAGAAUUAAAAUAAUGGUUGUUAUGGGAGCCCUUAUUUUGCUAAAAUAGUAACAUAGAACACCUUAUAGCACAAAAGAUGUUAUCAGAAUCUAUGCUUAGACUGCUAGCUUUGUUUUGACUAAUUUGAUAGAGGUAACAAUGAGUCUUGAAAGUUCAAAUUUUAGCUUUUUGAAUAUUAUGUAAUCAUACUGUAUAAAUUGCCUUUUGGUUAUCUGCAGACAAACUUCAAGGAUGAUCAACAACUUGGUGAAUUUGCAGUGCUCUCCUCUGUAUAGUCUAUGAAGGUAGUUAAUCAUAAUUUUCAAGGACCACUUAGCAACAAAAGAGGACCAGCACAAUCUCAUGUCAAGAAGGGUAUUCAUAUGCCUGAUUCUGGUAAAUUCAAGAAUCGUUCUGAGUUCAUUGAGAUUCAUGCAACAGAUACAAUUAUUCAUGAGGUUGAGAGGAUGACCUAUGGUAGAGAAAACCCUGACCCUGUUCAAGUUGAGAAGGCAAAAUUGAUCUUAAGAGAUCAUGAAAGAGCUAUACUUGGGGCACUUGAUAAACUUGCUAAUGUGUCAGAUGUGGAUGAUUCUCCCAAUCAACUGCACUACUCCUAUGAGGAGCCUCAUGGAAACAAACACAAUGUUGGUGAGUGGUGACUUCCUCGGGCAAGUGGUAGAUUGCAUAGCUACCUUACUGAAGGGUUUUAUCGUACCUAUUUUGCAAGAGGGUAUCAUUGUGCAAGCUGAUUAGGAGAUACUAUGACUCGGGCUAGUUAUUCAAAAUUAUUAACCAUUUAUGAAGUCAUGUAGAUAUUGAGCCUGAUAACUGAAACUGUUGAAGACAAUUCAAGGCAUAGAAAUGGUAGAUAUUGCACUUUUCUCUUAUCUGCAGGCCCUUUUCUUCCUCCAUUGAUUAAUGCUUUGUUUUAUAUGGCAGUCGU